Diachasma alloeum is the source of this 1494-nucleotide messenger RNA. RefSeq lists its product as uncharacterized. NCBI's taxonomy places the organism in Eukaryota, Metazoa, Arthropoda, Insecta, Hymenoptera, Braconidae. The record is from RefSeq and is a predicted model, not a curated record. The transcript is spliced from 2 exons. The coding region runs from base 1 to 1494 and encodes 497 amino acids.
AUGGCUCAGAAAACACAGAAUUGUCUUCGGAACAGACAUAGUCAAGAUGUUCAGACAGAUUCGAGUGCAUCAAGACAACUGGGAUCUCCAGAGAAUUCUGUGCACAAUGAAAAUCAGCAGCAGAUCACCUACCAACUGACCACAGUCACCUACGGUCUCAAUUGUUCUCCAUGGCUAUCUCUACGAGUUCUCCAACAAUUGGCAGAGGAUGAAGGACAUCAAUAUCCAGCAGCCGUGGAGACACUCACCAAAGGUCGUUACGUCGACGAUAUCUACGGCGGAGCUGAUACAGAAGAUCACCGCAAAGAAAUCGCAUGGCAGUUACAAGGGCUCUGUCAAGCAGGUGGUUUCGUUCUACAAAAGUGGAGCAGUAAUUGCCCACACGUAUUAGAGGAAUUGGGAAUCUCAACGAGCAAGGCAAUCAUCCAGUUCGAGGAGCCCAUCACCAAAGUGCUCGGAUUAUAUUGGCAUCAAUCGUCCGAUACAUUUCGAUUUAAAUCAAAGCAGUUUGAGUCAGCAACAAUCACCUCACUCACUUGGGAUACACCACUUCCAAAGGAGUAUGAAGAUCAAUGGACGAACUUCAGAGAGAACCUCAACAAACUGAAUCUCGUCUCAGUGCCAAGGUGGCUGAGACUUUCAUCGGAGACAUCGAGCAUCCAGAUCCACGGGUUUGCAGAUGCAUCAACAGCAGCUAUGGGCGCAGUGGUGUAUAUCUGCAUCAAGCAAAUCAAUGAGCCGGCAUCAACGGUAAUGGUAUGCGCUAAAAUAAAAAUAGCUCCCAUCAAGCGCAUGACCAUCCCUCGACUCGAGCUAACAGCAGCACUCAUGCUUAUCCAACUAGUAGUUGCAACUCAGCAUUUGCUGGAACUCAACGUAGUAGACACGUAUCUAUGGUCUGAUUCAAGUGUAGCCCUAGCUUGGAUCAAGAAUCACCCAUCGAGAUGGAAGGAUUUCAUCCAAAACCGAGUCAUCAAGAUCCAGGAAUUCCUUCCAGACACUACCUGGAGGCACAUCAGCGAUAAGGAAAACCCAGCUGACUGUGCAUCCAGAGGACUACCACCACAGGAGCUCGCAGAGCAUCAGCUAUGGUGGUCAGGUCCUGAGUGGAUAAAUCAGGAACCUGAAAACUGGCCAGUAUCACUAAUUAACUCUCCAGCCAAAGCAUCAACAGAAGCAAGGCCAACUCCAUCACAUCAGACAUCUAUCAAGGUCAACGCCAUAGCAGAGCUCCUCAACAGAUACUCAACACUAGCCAAGGUCCUCCAAGUAACAGCCACCUUGAACCGAGCCAUCGACAGGUUCAGAAGACAGCCAGUCCCUCAAACACCGCUACUUGAGAGAGACCAUCAAAUACCACGGAGUCAUCCACUAGCAAAGCUGACUCCAACUCUAGACAAUGAGAGCAUCAUCAGGCUAGGUGGCCGCCAUGAGAAUUCUCAACUAGAGCCUGACGAGAUUCACCCAUUAUCCUGCCUCGUCAAUCUCGUUUAA